This is a messenger RNA of Dovyalis caffra, 417 nucleotides long. The record is from the annotation of a GenBank genome assembly. NCBI's taxonomy places the organism in Eukaryota, Viridiplantae, Streptophyta, Magnoliopsida, Malpighiales, Salicaceae.
AUGUCGAAAAGCUUGAUGGUUUUUGGGCUUACCUUGAUGGUGGUAUGUGCAUGUUUUGCACCGAUUGUUUCUGGGGAUGAACCUCCUACUAUUGGCUAUGGAGCUAUAGGAAAAGAUGGCAUUCCUGGAUGCAGUCCAAAAAAUCCCAACGCAAAGGCAUGUAACGAAGUACCUGCGAAUCCAUAUGAUAGAGGUUGUGAAAAGGAGAAUCGCUGUCGAAAUGGGAGAAAGUUAGUCGGAGAAGACACAAAAGUCGAUGUGCCCAUCAAUCUUCCUGCAGAACAAACUCCUCUGAUUUCAUCUCUGAGAGAAGAAGCAAAUGGCAUGGAUGUCAUUAGCCCAUUCUGCUCCUCCUUUCCCUUCCGGAUGGAAUCGAAGAUGUUAAUGGAGAAGAGGAAAACGAAAAAAUAUGGGUGA